Messenger RNA from Gavialis gangeticus (Gharial), 3775 nucleotides. RefSeq names its product thyroid peroxidase (gene TPO). Gene Ontology annotation, cellular component: membrane. Gene Ontology annotation, biological process: thyroid hormone generation; response to oxidative stress. Bases 1 to 2832 code for a protein of 943 amino acids. The transcript is spliced from 16 exons. Gene Ontology annotation, molecular function: heme binding; calcium ion binding; iodide peroxidase activity. Lineage: Eukaryota; Metazoa; Chordata; Crocodylia; Gavialidae. The record is from RefSeq and is a predicted model, not a curated record.
AUGAGAUUAUCCAUUGUUUUGGGAAUUUCAGCAACAAUGGCCUGUACAGCUGUUUUAUUUUCUGUGUUUUACAAAGACAAAAAUCUGAUCAUCGGAAAAACUGAAGAUACUUGCAUUACUGGAGCUAUCUGGGAGGGAUCCAACAUGGUUGAUUAUGCUAUGCACCGUACACUGAAAAGAAAUCUCCAACAAAGGGGAAUAAUGACUUCUGAUCUACUGCUGGCUUUUUCAAAAUCUCCUGAAAUGGAGAGCAGAGAGAUUUCCCAAGCAGCUGAAAGGAUGGAAACUUCAAUACAGCUGUUGAAAGAAAAAGUAUGCCAGAAGCACAAACGUUCAGUGCAUCCAACUGAUCUUUUACCAGCUGAUCUGCUCAGGAAAAUUGCCAAUAUGUCUGGAUGCCUACCUUACAUGCUGCCACCAAAAUGUCCAAAUAAUUGCUUAGCCAAUAAAUACCGACUCAUUACUGGUGCUUGCAAUAACAGGGAACACCCUAGAUGGGGAGCAUCAAACACAGCUCUUGCUAGAUGGCUCCCUCCAAUUUAUGAAGAUGGAAUCAGUCAGCCCAAAGGAUGGAAUCCCAGCAUGUUGUACAAUGGAUUUGAGCUACCGCCGGUCCGUGAAGUGACAAGAAAAAUUAUUCAUGUAUCUAAUGAGGCUGUUACCGAUGACAACCUAUAUUCUGAUAUUCUUAUGCUGUGGGGACAAUACAUAGAUCAUGAUAUUGCAUUUACACCUCAGAGCACAAGCAGAGCUACCUUCCUAAGAGGAGUGGAUUGCCAACUGACAUGUGAAAACCAAAAUCCCUGUUUUCCAAUGAAGAUAUUUCCCAAUGAUACGCUGUCCACUGGAAUGGAUUGCUUGCCCUUUUACCGUUCUUCUCCUGCAUGUGGCACUGGUUAUCAUGGCAUUCUCUUUGGAAAUCUAUCAACAUUAAAUCCAAGAGAACAGAUUAAUGGCUUGACCUCCUUUCUUGAUGCCUCCACUGUUUAUGGAAGCACACCUGCUAUGGAAAAAAAGCUGAGGAAUUUUACAAGUGAAGAAGGCCUCCUUAGAGUAAAUGUGCUAUAUUACGACAAUGAUCGGGAAUAUUUACCUUUUGUAAACCAGCUCCCAUCACCCUGUGCACAAGACCCAAGUUCAAAUGAAGCUGAAAGGAUUGAAUGUUUUAUGGCUGGGGACAGCAGAUCUAGUGAAGUAAUCUCAUUAGCAGCUAUGCACACAUUGUGGCUGAGAGAACAUAACCGGCUGGCUAAAGCACUGAAGAGGCAAAAUUACCACUGGAGCUCUGAAACAGUUUACCAGGAAGCUCGAAAAAUUGUUGGUGCUCUACAUCAGAUCAUUACCUUAAGAGACUAUAUCCCAAAAAUCAUUGGUCCAGAUGCUUUUAAUCAAUAUAUUGGACUAUAUAAAGGUUAUGAUCCCUCAGUAAAUCCCACAGUUUCUAACAUCUUUUCAACCGCUGCUUUUCGUUUUGGUCAUGCCACAAUUCAGCCAAUAAUAAAGCGACUUAAUGCACAAUAUCAAGAUGAUCCAGACCUCCCAAAUCUUCAUUUACAUGAGGUUUUCUUUAGCCCCUGGAGGCUUAUAAAAGAAGGAGGUUUGGACCCAUUAUUAAGAGGUGUCCUAGCAAGGUCAGCAAAACUACAGACACAAGAUCAAAUGUUGAAUGAAGAAUUAACUGAAAAGCUGUUUGUAUUGUCAAAUAAUGGUUCACUGGAUUUAGCAUCAUUAAAUUUACAACGUGGACGUGAUCAUGGACUCCCAGGUUACAAUGAUUGGCGAGAAUUCUGUGACUUACCAAGACUAAAGACACAAACCGACAUGAAUACAAUUAUAGAUAACAAGAAAAUAUCCGAAAAAAUCAUGAAAUUGUACCAUCAUCCUAACAAUAUUGAUGUUUGGCUUGGUGGCCUAGCAGAAAACUUCCUUCCAGAUGCUAGAACUGGACCACUGUUUGCAUGUAUAAUUGGAAAACAAAUGAAAGCACUGAGAGAAGGUGACCGAUUUUGGUGGGAAAAUGAUAAUAUUUUCACAGAAGUUCAAAGGCAUGAGCUCAAAAAACAUUCUUUGUCCCGCAUAAUCUGUGACAACACAGGACUUUCAGAAGUGCCACUUGAUGCCUUUCAACUUGGGAAGUUUCCUGAAGACUUUGAAUCAUGUGACAAUAUACCAGGAAUAAAUUUAGAAGCUUGGCAGGAAACCUAUGAGCAAGAGGAAACAUGUGGAGUCCCAAUGAAAGUGGAAAAUGGUGACUUUGUAUAUUGUUCAGAAUUUGGAAAAUCCAUAGUGAUUUAUUCAUGUCAAUUUGGAUUCCAGCUACAAGGAGAAGAACAAUUAACCUGUACAAAUAAAGAAUGGAAUUUUCCAUCACCAGUUUGUAUGGACAUAAACGAAUGUGAAAACCACAUGAGUUCACCCUGCCACCCAUCUGCUAACUGUAUUAACACCAAAGGCAGCUAUGAGUGUCUUUGUUCUGAUCCCUAUGAGCUGGCAGAAGAUGGAAGAACUUGCAUAGAUUCUGGAAGACUUCCUAAAGGCUCUUUAGUUUCCAUCAUUUUAGGUGGUGUUCUGAUCAUUUGUUUAGCAGUAUUAAGCUGGACACUAAUUUGUCAGUGGGCACAUGAUGCUAAAGGAUCAAUUCAGCCAAACAUGUUAAAAGGCAGAACUAAUGCACCCACUGAAUUAAAAAACAGAACUAAUGUGCCCAUGGAAUUAGAUUGCAAAAAAUGCCAUGAAAUGAAGACUUCACAGCCCAAUGCACAGGUUGAAUCAGUUAAUAAGAGCUUUCUCCAUCCUUCCUACCAGUCCCAGACACUCCCAAGAACAUGCUAAUUUUCCUUUAUCAAGUGACCCAAGAAGGAGAGAUAUUAAGUUAAAUAAGAGAAGGUGCACAAGUUAGCAAGAACCUGCAAGUACAUCUAGAAAUAAAUUCCCUAAUUUACAAAAACAGCAGUUAGAAAAAAAAGAGGCAUGGCAAAAUAACAUCCCUAAGGUAUACCAAUGAAUACAAACAUGAAAGCAUGCAUGCAGUGAAAAACAAAUGACAGGCCACUAUUAAGUGUACAAAUUAUGCAAGGAUUUCAUAAUCACAAAGAUAUUUAAUUGACAAACUUUGUGUCACUGCUACUAGCUAAUGCAAUGUUAUUUAAAGAACUAGCAAUGGGAUAAUGCAAUCUUGGCUUUCAGAUCUUCUUGCUUAUUUCUCUUUCUUCAAACCCACAAUAUAUUUUUAAAGGGAGCUUGACCAAUUUUUUCUUACUGCAUUAUUAAGAUAAAAGGAAUUUAAUGUGUUGCAGUACAGAUUUACUAUAAGGCAUAACAAGAUAACAGGAAACUUCACAGGCUCUCUAUUCUUCACUUUGAAUUGAUAAAUAUGAUCUUCAGCAUGAAGAUAUCAAAAUAUCUAACUGUUGUUAUAUUAUAUAAGAAGGAAACCCCACAUAGUCAACUCUGUCUCCAAGGGAAUGGGAAAUUAACUGCAUAUUCUGUAAUGAUUUGUGUGACUGAUGAAUUUACCAGUGUUGACCAACUGGGACCGAUUUCACUUUUCUUAUUUUAGGAUGAUAAUACAUCUACCAUAUCACUUACCAUAAAUCAUGAAAAGCUAUCAAGCUGUGUAAAUUCUAGCCAGGGCUAGCAGCACUCCCUGUUGUUAAGAUUAGAAGAAGCUUUAUGCAAAUAAUACCCCCUCCACCUGCAAUUAACAAAUGCUCAGUCAAAACUUGUUACAGUUAAAUGGGUAAAAAUUCUGAAGUUCUCAUGUGCAGUGAACAUG